AGAUCCUGCUCCAGGAGCCAGGAAGCCUUUCCCUGGCCAGCUGUGCUGGGCCCCUCCCCUGCCUGCUUCCCGGCCCACGUGCAGGCAAGGAGAGGGCAUGCGAGUGGCUGCCACUGCCUGGGCGGGGCUCCAAGGGCUGCCCCUCCCCACCCUCUGUCCCGUAGUGGUGCCUGGACUCUACUGCCAAGACCAGGCUCACGUUGAGAGGUGGGCUAUGACCUCCGAGGCCUCUUCUGGAAGCCACUGUGCCAGGAGCAGGAUGCUGCGGCGGCGGGCCCAGGAAGAGGACAGCACCGUCCUGAUCAAUGUGAGCCCCCCUGAGGCAGAGAAUAGGGGCUCUUACGGGAGCACAGCCCACACCUCGGAGCCAGGUGGACAGCAAGCGGCCGCCUGCAGAGCUGGAGCUGGGAGCCCUGCCGAGUCCCGGACUGACUUUGUCCUUGUUUGGGAGGAGGACCUGAAGCUAGACUGGCAGCAGAACAGUGCCUCCCGGGACAGAACAGACACGCACAGGACCUGGCGGGAGACUUUUCUGGAUAAUCUUCGUGCGGCUGGGCUGCAUGUAGACCAGGUACGUGGAGGCGGUCGUGGGCAAGGCCCUAGGCCCUGCAUCCACUCGGUGACCCAUUACCUUGCUGCAUGAGGCCUGAGGGCAUGGUGUCCAGAGCCCCAGAGCAGAUCAGCCCCCCCGCCCCCCUGCCACCCACCAUGGGGAGCUGCUGUCCAGAGGGCGGGGUAAACAUGGAUCCCUCCUGGCACACUCAGCUCUCUCAUAGAGGCCGGAGCCCUCAGGGUCACCUGAAAACUCUCACACUACCUUUGCCAUUCAUGUGUCCUACUUCCAGCAUUAAAGCUUUUGUGUAG
Molecule: messenger RNA, 864 nt
Organism: Mandrillus leucophaeus (drill)
Lineage: Eukaryota; Metazoa; Chordata; Mammalia; Primates; Cercopithecidae
Gene: ANO7
Product: anoctamin 7
Exons: 4
Coding region: 98-643 (181 amino acids)
Source: RefSeq, a predicted model, not a curated record